CCCUUACUAUGUCAAUACUCAUAGAUCAGAGUCAGUUAUCUUCAGGAGUCUGUAGUUCCAGAACCCUCGUCAAGAAGAGACAUCUUUGUUUUUGUGGUGAGGCAGUUGCUGUGAUGUCUUCUUCGGCAGUAGCAAGCCAUGGAAGAAGGUAUGUUGGUUGUGGGAGAAUGCCAAAAUGCAAGUUCUUCGAGUGGAUUGAUGAUGAAGAAGAUGAGAAGAGCGGAUGGUUGAAGCAAAAGGAAAGGAGGGUCCGGUGCUUUUGUGGAGACACUCUGAUUCUUCGUAGUUCAAGUACAUCAAAAAAUCCAAAUAGAAGAUUCAUUUCUUGCCCUAAUAGGAGAUGCAAGUUUUUUGAGUGGGUUGAUGGGAAAGAAAAAAAGAUAUCUGGAGAAGAUGCAGUGAACAGUUCACAACAAGUACUUGGAAGGGUUAGAGAAUUUGAGGCACAAGAAAGGAAGAUAGACAGAUUAAGUGUGGAUCUAGAGAGAUUAAUUGCAGAGGUUGGAGAAGUAGAUGCCUGGGUAGGAAGGUUAUGUGCUGAGCUGAGUUCAGUGGAGGAGCAAUUUGCUAAGAUGGAAGAUAGUAUGAAAAAGCAAUACAAGAUGCUAGUUAUGCUGGGCUUGAUAUUAGGUGUUUUGAUUGUUGCAGUAUUAUAUGUAAAGAUGUAGAAAGCAUGGUUGUUAUGAUAAUGUAAUAGUCUAUAUAAGACAAUAGUGUACUGUUUAGCAUGGGUGCAAUGAAGUUAUAUGAAAUGUUUAAUUUUUGUAAAUGAAAGGUGUUCCU
Arachis ipaensis is the source of this 783-nucleotide messenger RNA. NCBI's taxonomy places the organism in Eukaryota, Viridiplantae, Streptophyta, Magnoliopsida, Fabales, Fabaceae. The record is from RefSeq and is a predicted model, not a curated record.